AUGGCAGCCCCAAGAGAGGACCCUGCUCCAUCCGGGCCUUCAAAGGCCCAGGGCGAUGCCAAUGACCUAGCCCAGGCCUAUCGGGAACUUCUAAGGGGUGAACAGGCAGCCACCGCUCUCGAGGCGAACCUAAGCAACCUCGAGUCCAAGCUGGACGCCCUCCUCGCCGCAUACGAGCCCGCCGAGACGACGGAGGAAGGCGGCGAGGACUCUGCUGCCGGGGAGGCUACUAAGAAGACCUCCGAGAAGAAGGAGAAGCCCACCCAGCAAUCCAAGGAGGACCCUCAGGAUGAGAAGAAACAUUAG
This is a messenger RNA of Clonostachys byssicola, 306 nucleotides long. Lineage: Eukaryota; Fungi; Ascomycota; Sordariomycetes; Hypocreales; Bionectriaceae. The record is from the annotation of a GenBank genome assembly.